Ixodes scapularis (black-legged tick) is the source of this 1192-nucleotide messenger RNA. RefSeq names its product beta-scruin-like. The record is from RefSeq and is a predicted model, not a curated record. NCBI's taxonomy places the organism in Eukaryota, Metazoa, Arthropoda, Arachnida, Ixodida, Ixodidae. Gene Ontology annotation, molecular function: protein binding. The coding region runs from base 134 to 1108 and encodes 324 amino acids. The transcript has 4 exons.
CUUCUCUUUUUCCCAUCGUAGCUCAGCGCACUGGGCGCUCUCCACCUGACCGCCUGAAGUCCAGAAGGGCACGUCUUCUUUCGAUGCCAGGGAGCAAUGGGACGCCGAGCCCGCGCUGCGAGCCUUGCCGCGCAUGACGAACCUCAAGGUCCCAGGGACCCUGAUUCUCAUCAGCGGUGGUCUGGGUCCUAACGAGCGAAUCAGCACCAGCUGCUCCCUCCUAGGCUUCACGUCCAAGGACUGCAUGCUGUGGCGUUGCGGCAGGCUGCCACAGCCGCGCCAGCUCCACGCGUCCGUGUUCUUGGACGGCCACUUGUACAUUCUGGGCGGCUUCGACGUGAGAAACUCCAACGAUGGUCUGAGGUUCGCUACCAAGACCUGCUUCAGAAUGGCGUUGUCCUCGGGCAAGUGGGAACGGCUUGCUGAUAUGAGCCACGCUCGCUGUAGCCACGCUGCCGUGGUCGUGGAAGAACGCAUCUACGCGGUUGCUGGCCAGAACGAGUUGGGCAUCUUCCUGAGCUCGGUGGAAUGGUACGACCCGGGUUCCGACGUCUGGUCCGAACUGGAGGUGCCCCUGCCUUGCCGGCUGUCGGCCUGCGGCGUGGCCUGCUUUCGGGGCUCGCUUCACGUGGCCGGGGGUCUGGUGCAAACCGCGGAGAGGCAGGAUUUCUAUCUCAUUUCCACGCUGGAGCGCUGGGACGGUCAUCGUUGGACCAUAGCGGGACCCAACCUGCCAUCGGGACGAGAAUCUCUGGGGCUUGUGGAGCACGCGGGCAAGCUUUACGCCAUCGGAGGCCUUGCCAGAACCAAGGAGGGACAGCUACGGGUCCUGCCGGACGUGCUCAUCUACGACGGCCAGGAGGACGUCUGGAGGAUAGGGCCAUCCCUACCGGAGUCCUUGCACGCCUGCCACGUGGCGUCUCUGGACGGCAAGUUGACUGUUAUGUGUGGCUUCCGGUCACCCCACGGCAUGACACAUCCUAGCCCGGUGAUCCUCCAGCUCCAAGGAAGCCAGUGGAUCCCCGUCGCCAGGAUCCCCGUGCCCCUUGCCGGCUGCUCCGUCGCGGUGUGCCGAUUUGGAGGCCCCGGUUCGAGCGCGCCGCCUUGAAGUUCAGCCAACGGCGCACGAAGUAACACGGCAACAACUGCCUACCUGUGGCGAUCUUUCUCGAAGCACGCCAACAAUUCCGAC